UCCAGCGCCCCCUGGAGGGCAACAGGCGAAGUAGCAUCGAAGUUGAUGUUUGCGACAGUUGGAGCGCGUUUGCGGCAGCAUCAUGGCAGCGUACGGUGGGAGUUUUGAGAGCGCAAACAGCAUUAAAUCUAGAAAAGAGGCCAAAAGGGAAGAAAGAGAGCUCGUUUUACAACAGGUAACACCAAACGUGGUGCACCCCGCCUUGGGUCUUUCAUCUCUCUUCACACUGGAUUCAUAUUUUGUGCUUGUUUUUUGCACACAGGAGCAUACAGUGAAAAACAAGAAAAAGAAAAAAGAGAAGAAAGCAAAAAAGAGUAAGAAAGAGAAGAAGAAGAAAGCCAAGAAAGAGACAAAAGAUGAGGAAGAUGCAUCUUGUGACAACUCUGAAGACUCAGAGGACGAGUGGGUGGAUGCCCCGGCUCCGUCAGGGGGCGGAGACAAGGCAUGGAAGGUGGAGCAUGAUGCCACGCCCACUGUCAGCUCAGCCAGUGCUAACCGAAGAGACGAAUGGAUGACCUUUGACUUCCUGGCGAUGAAGACGACCUCUCAGGCAGAGAGACGAGCGCAGAAAGAAGCAGAGAAAGAGGCGGAAAGACAGAAAGCAGAGUCUAUCGAACAGGCUGGUCUUCUCAGGUUAGAGUUGAACCCUUACUGGAAGGACGGAGGAAGUGGUCUGCCCCAGGAGGACACCUCCAGUACUGCAGUUAAAAAAGCUGGAGUGGUGAAUGAUGGAGGGGUGAGCUGGCUCAGGAAGUCAUAUCAGAGGAUGAAAGAGCAGGCCGACAGAGAACAGCGCAGUCUGGAGAGCGUGGUGGCGGAAAGAUACGGGGUGAACACACACACACACACACACAGCAGUGUAAUCACAAAUGAUUCAUUGGAAAUGUCAUCAAGUCAGGGAAAUUUAUUUAUUCUAUACAAGUUUUUGAACUUAUUUUACACUUCUGUGAACGUUACUUAUGCUAAAACUGAUUGGGUUUGUCAAUCUACCAGUUCAGAGAGCGAGGAAGAGGAGGAGGAAGAGGUGAUCCUGACGGAUGAAGAGAUGAAUAAACUGGGAGCCAAACUGGUCAAGGCAGAACUCAUGGGAAACACGGCGCUGGUGGAAAAUCUGAAGGCUCAGAUGCAAGCGGCCCGUCGAGCCAAAGAGAACCGAGCUCAAAGAAAAGCCCAGAACAAACCGGUUUCUGCAGCAACAGACUCUGAAAAGGACGUGGUGCUGUUCAGGACUGACCCAAUGGGACGAGCCUGGCCGGUCAAAGCCCCGUCCCAACCACAGGAGCCUAGAGGAGGACGGAGGAAGCGGAAAGCAAUCGAGACGCACCAGGAUGGUGAGCGUGUGCGCUAUUUUAAGGAUGAUGAUGGUAUGGAUCUGCAAGAGAUGGUCAGACGGGAGAAGAUGAGCUCUGCUGAAGAUCAGAACGCUCUUUACUCGCGCAUGGCGGCCAAGAUGAUGGGGAGGACAGACGGCGAUAACUACACGCUGGAUGACAUGUUUGUGUCCAGCGCGGCUCAGAGGGAAAGAUCGGAUCGAGACGAAGAGCGGCAGAGGAACAAAGCGGUGCAGGAGACGCGGCGGUUAGCUGGACAGAUGGAGAAAUGUAGACACUGCUUUGAUAGCCCUGAACUGCCCAAACAUCUGAUCGCCGCUGUCGGAAACAAGGUGUACUUGUGUCUGCCGAACAGUGUGUCUCUGACCGAAGGUCACUGUUUGAUCGUCCCUAUCCAGCAUCACACAGCGGCCACGGGUCUGGAUGAGGACAUCUGGAGUGAAAUACAGAUGUUCAGACGGGCUCUGGUCCGCAUGUUCGAGUCUCAGGAGUUGGACUGUGUGUUUUUGGAGACUCAUAUGAAUCCGAAGAGGCACCUGCACAUGGUGUACGAGUGUGUGCCACUGCCCAGAGAGCUCGGAGACAUGGCACCCAUUUACUUUAAGAAAGCCAUAAUGGAGUCGGAUGAGGAAUGGGCCAUGAAUAAGAAGGUUGUGGAUCUCUCAUCCAGAGACAUCAGACAAGCUGUUCCUCGCGGGUUGCCGUACUUCUCCGUGGAUUUUGGAUUGCAGGGCGGAUUUGCGCACGUUAUCGAGAACGAGCAGAAGUUCCCACACUAUUUCGGCAAAGAAAUCCUGGGCGGGAUGCUGGACCUGGAACCGAGACGAUGGCGGAAACCGAUACGUGAGAAUUUCGACGACCAGCGUAAGAAAGUUCUGAAGUUGGCUCAGUGGUGGAAAGCGUUUGACUGCACUAAAACCGACAGCUAGACACUGAGACAGUGUGCUUCCUCAACUCUAUAGAGACUUUUCCAUACUUGAAUUGUAAUUUUAGAGGGCUUGUCAUGUGUACAUGGCUCUAGUAUCUAAAGUAAAAUGUCUAGAAAAUAGUCAUUGAAACCAGGCAUGCUUUAUCUGGUCUGAAGAUUUUUAUGGGACCCUUUUCAUGUUUCACAUCUAGGUAAAUGUUUUGUUUUUUUAAUUAAAUAUCAACCCAGGAAAUAUUUGGUUUUCUCUUAAAUAUAAUACCUGCUCUCAUCCAGUGUUGAUGUAAAUCAUGUUUUCCUGAGCAAUUAAACUCAGAAUAAAAUAUUACAAGACCUCCAGCCGCUCAGCUGAUUAUGUGCUCUGGCUUUAUAAGAUGAUUAUGUUUAGAUGAAGUCUCGCUCCUCGUUCCUGUGAACCUGACCUUGAGUUCACCCUGAGCACCGAUCAUCUGUGGGGUGAUGUUGUUUAAUUUAGUGAAAGAAAGAAAUCUGUUUUGUUUUUAUAGCUAUAUUUUAGGCUGUGCUAACAUGCACAUUAAACUGAUGUUGCAAAUGAAGAUUCUUAAAGAAAUCUGCUUUAAAAAAAACAUUAAAGAAUUCAAAUGUGCAUUGCAUAGAAGACA
Messenger RNA from Sinocyclocheilus grahami, 2879 nucleotides. Its product is annotated as CWF19-like protein 2. The coding region runs from base 83 to 2260 and encodes 725 amino acids. The transcript is spliced from 15 exons. Gene Ontology annotation, biological process: mRNA splicing, via spliceosome. Gene Ontology annotation, cellular component: post-mRNA release spliceosomal complex. Lineage: Eukaryota; Metazoa; Chordata; Actinopteri; Cypriniformes; Cyprinidae. The record is from RefSeq and is a predicted model, not a curated record.